AUGGUCAAGCUCGAAUUUUUCGCAGUGGAUCAUUGGCUCGCGGAGCGAUCAACGUCAACCCGCCACAACCUUGCUCAUACCUCAGCGCAUCCGGCAUCUAUCUCAGAUCUUGAAGCUGUUCCCGGCCAAGAGAACUGCGACGACUUCCUCUCCUCUUUUCGAUCUCAACCUCUUGAUUAUCCCGCAGAUUUCUCCGGUCUCGCCUCCUUGCGAUCCAAAAUUGCAAACCUCUAUUCGGAGGACUUGUCCUUUGAAAAAGUGUUGACCACUGCCAGCGGGUCACUUGCCAAUUUCAUUGUCUUCUAUGCUUUGAUUGGACCUGGAGAUCAUGUCAUCGUACCUUCUCCUGGCUAUCCUCAGCUUCAGGCUAUUCCUGGGUCGUUGGGCGCAGAAGUAAGCUUCUGGAAGGCCGACCCCCAAAACGAGUGGAACUUCGACUUUGAUGAGCUGGAAGGACUUAUCAAAUUAAAUACCAAAAUGAUAGUCAUCAACAAUCCUCUCAAUCCUCUGGGCACAGUUCUAUCUGAGGCGGCGCUGCUUAAAAUCAUCGACAUAGCCCGAAAACACUCUAUCAUUGUCUUCAGCGACGAGAUUUAG
Molecule: messenger RNA, 597 nt
Organism: Colletotrichum tamarilloi
Lineage: Eukaryota; Fungi; Ascomycota; Sordariomycetes; Glomerellales; Glomerellaceae
Product: aspartate aminotransferase
Exons: 3
Coding region: 1-597 (198 amino acids)
Biological process (GO): biosynthetic process
Molecular function (GO): pyridoxal phosphate binding
Source: RefSeq, a predicted model, not a curated record